Molecule: messenger RNA, 2520 nt
Organism: Callorhinchus milii (elephant shark)
Lineage: Eukaryota; Metazoa; Chordata; Chondrichthyes; Chimaeriformes; Callorhinchidae
Exons: 5
Coding region: 1-2349 (782 amino acids)
Source: RefSeq, a predicted model, not a curated record
AUGGAGAGACGGGUACUGUACAGAUGCCAUUUGUUGACUUUUCAGGCUGAGCCCAAGCUGUUAUCCAGGCAAGCGUCGUGUGGGGAAGCUCAUCAGCGGAGACUGGAGCGGCAGCCGGAGGAGACUCGCCACGAGGAGGCCGGGGAGGAGAGAAACCCUGAGCUGCUGGAGACCAUCAAUCAACUGGAGAGGGAGAAUCUGCUGCUCGUGUACCAGGUGGAGCUGCUCCAAGAUAUACUGGAGGGGGCGGAGGAGAAACUCGCUGAGACACAGCACAGACACACGCAACUGCGCAAGGCACUGGAGGCUGAGAAACUCACCAACGCAGCUCUGCAGCAGAAGAUCAGUUGGUUGCAGCUGAGCCUGGUGGGGAGAGAGGACAAACCCAAUCCCCCAGGAAACCCAGAUACAGACAUUCAGAGGAAGAGACACAGUCAGGGUUCACCAUCCCCCGAGUCUCGCCAAGUGAAGGAGGGAGAUUCAGGCAACGAGAGGCCGAGCACAGAGGAUAAAGUCAAGAGUGAAGGGAAAUCCCAGGUCCCACAGUGUUUACACUCCGUGAAAUCCCAGGAGAUUCCGGGAUUCAGAGUGUCCCCAGAGAGACAGGAUUCCCGAGAAGGGAAGGAACGAGGAAGGGAGGGAUAUCGGUCUGAUUCGGGAGGAAAUGCACAGAAAGACAGUGUGGCUGAGCGAGAUGGGGGGGAAAACAGGGAAGGAGGAGCCAGGGAGCGCAUUGAGGAAGAGAAGGUUGUGAUGGAGGAGAACAGGGAGCUUGAGAGACACCAAACGGAACGAGUGGCCGAGGUUAUGACUCCGGCGCCUGGACACCCUCCCCCCGAGGGCAGGCGGGCGGCACCCGACGACAAUGGGGCCAUCAUGGAGCGAAGCUGCGAUGAAGAAACAAAAUGUGUAAAUUCUGAAGGACAAAGCGGGGGAGAGGGGAGAGGAGACGAGGAAAGGUGGGAAGGAGGGAACGUGUCAGAGAAAAGUGAUGAGUGGAGGAGGGAAGGUUUGGGACAGGAUGGUGUGAAUGAAGAAAGGCCGGGAAUAGAUCCGUUGGGAAUUUCAAUCGAGGUCACACAUACCGAGGACAGGCGACCAGAGAGGAACGAGAAGCCAUGGGUGUGGGAGGAGAGGGAGGAUGGAAGGAUUAAGGUCAUGUGGGAUGAAAGAAUAGAGGAUGGAGAGAACGUGGGUCCGAGAGGGAAGGAGAUUGGUGUUUGGCUGGAAAAGAGGGAAGAAAUCUCGGGGGGAAAUGGCCCUGUUGUUGUUUCGGGAGCUGGAGACGGAAUUGAUGGCGAGGAUGUGGAGAAGAGAAUUGAAGCUGAGGACAGAGAGGGAGAGCAGGAGGUCAGGCCGGCUCAGGCGGCUUCGAAUCCAGUGCAGGAAUUGGAGGAGAAAGGGGCUGUGGGUGGGGAUGAGAGGCAGGAACCAGCAGAGGGAGAAGCAACAUUCCGGUUUGAGGAGCAAUGUAACGAGCCCGAGAGCGAAGGAGGCCUCGGGAGCAACCGAGAAACAGAGAGAAUGUCACAGGAAUGUAAGGGAGGAACAGAGGAAGGAGAGAACGGGAGAAGAGAGGAAGGCAAAACGGUGCAGCAUGAAUCAGGGAGUGAGAAUGGCGGUGAGGAGGUCGACGGUGGAGACGGGAUCACGAAGGGAGAGGGGAUUGAACAGACGGCGCUGUUAGAAUCUCAGGGACAGAAAAUCGUGACGGAUGAAGUCGUGGGGAGGAAAGAGACGGAAACAAAGGCAAAUGGUGGCAGUGUCGAACGCAGCGAUAGUGUGAGGGGAAAGAGGGUGUUUGAGGCGUUCGAGCAGCUGCUCAGGAAGAUUGUGAGCAGAGAGGAGAGAGUGACUGCCAGCGAGGGCGAGGGGGGGCUGGGCCAGGAGGAGGGGGAGCAUGUUCCUGUGGCAGAGCCACAAGCAGAGGAGAUAACCAGGAACGAAGACUGUUCUGUCGGCUCAGCAGAUACAAGGUCGAUAGUGGUAGAAAAGAAACCAUUAGUGGAAAUGGUUUCUGCGGAUGGUGGGCUGGCCUGGAGUGGGCUCGAGCAAACCGGCGUCCAUACAGGAGAGGAACUGAGUGAAGCGCGUGAGACGGCGAUGGAUGAUGAAUCCGACAAAGAUAUAUACAAGGUAGAGGGAAGCACAGAGGAUGAUUCAGAAUCUGCUCAGGUAGCGGAUGUGGAUGGACAGCACAGAGGCCUCGACCUACACAGGGGAGAACCAAAUCCCAACACAGAUCCCACAGAACUUCCUGAGGAAGGCGUCCAACUGAGGGACAACGUCAGGAACAGGAAGAGCUUGAAAAGGGACAGCAGCCAAAGAGAGACCUGUCACAUAUCAUAGGACAUUCCUGAGUCCUUCAGCGCCUUGAGACAUCCUCCUGACAUGACAACCAUGUAAAUAUGUGUUGUUGUUUCAUAGCUCUGGUAAAUUGACACCCAAUCACAGAAGAAGGUCUUAUUCUAAGAGACGUAUAACAAUUUGCACAAGUUUGAUUAAAAAAUUAUAAUUGUA